This is a messenger RNA of Pteropus alecto (black flying fox), 3407 nucleotides long. RefSeq names its product chloride intracellular channel 4 (gene CLIC4). The record is from RefSeq and is a predicted model, not a curated record. The coding region runs from base 146 to 781 and encodes 211 amino acids. Lineage: Eukaryota; Metazoa; Chordata; Mammalia; Chiroptera; Pteropodidae. The transcript is spliced from 6 exons.
CCCACCCUGGCGACCGGCCCCAGAUCCUCCAUCCCACCUCUCAGCCCUCCAAGUCCACUCCCAGCCGGGGAUCCGGAGCCUCCAGUCAGUGGCUGGCAGUGAUGGUGAAAGUAUAGGAAACUGCCCCUUUUCCCAGCGGCUCUUUAUGAUUCUUUGGCUCAAAGGAGUUGUAUUUAGUGUCACAACUGUUGACCUGAAAAGGAAGCCUGUAGACCUGCAGAACUUGGCUCCCGGGACCCACCCACCAUUUAUAACUUUCAACAAUGAAGUCAAAACGGAUGUAAAUAAGAUUGAAGAAUUUCUUGAAGAAGUCUUAUGCCCUCCCAAGUACUUAAAGCUUUCACCAAAACACCCAGAAUCAAAUACUGCUGGAAUGGACAUCUUUGCCAAAUUCUCUGCAUAUAUUAAGAAUUCAAGGCCAGAGGCUAAUGAAGCAUUGGAGAGGGGACUCUUGAAAACACUGCAGAAACUGGAUGAAUAUCUGAAUUCUCCCCUCCCUGAUGAAAUUGAUGAGAAUAGUAUGGAGGACAUUAAGUUUUCUACACGUAAAUUUCUGGAUGGCAAUGAAAUGACAUUGGCUGAUUGCAACCUGCUGCCCAAACUGCACAUUGUCAAGGUGGUGGCCAAAAAAUAUCGCAACUUUGAUAUUCCAAAAGGAAUGACUGGCAUCUGGAGAUACUUAACUAAUGCUUAUAGUAGGGAUGAGUUCACCAAUACCUGUCCCAGUGAUAAGGAGGUUGAAAUAGCAUAUAGUGAUGUAGCCAAAAGACUCACCAAGUAAAACAGUACUUAGGCGAGAGAUGUCUUCGCAUCUUUCCCUGAUUAAGAAUAUGCUUUUCCUAACAGACUGCUCCUCUUCCUUUAAAGUAGAAAUUUUAUUUUGCAUGAACAUGGCAGUUAUUCAAGAUUAAGAUAAAGGAUAGACAAGAUAUAGUAGCUAUCUUUAAAUAUACACUCCUAAGCAGUAUUAUUUUAAAAUUCUUUUGACCCUGCCUACCUUCCUGACCUCAUAUCCUCCUCAUCUCUAAUUUGGAGACUCUUCUUCACAAACUUUUCACUUUAGAGGUAGUUUGCCAUCCUUUUGGAGCCCUCACCAUUGCGUGCAUUCACUAUGUGUAGGUGGCAGGACUUUUGAGGUGCAGUGUUCAGCUGUUAAAAUAGUAACCAUGACCUCAUCAGUCAGUCCCAAACUGGUGCAUAAUGCAUGGUACAAGGAAUAUUUAUGUAUUUUUGGAAUUUUGUAAUAUUUAGCAAGAGUAUAUGAAAGGAUUGCUACUGUAUCAAAAUACUCUUUCAAAUUAGUCUGUCUUGGAUGUAUACUAAAGGGCGUUAGCACUGGAGGAGAGAGCCUUCCACACACAGAAAGUCACUCACUACAGAUUUUGCUAUACUUUGUACAUGGAAUUUUACUUUUCCUAAGAGCAUUUUUUCUUUAUACCAAAUAUAACAUCUGACACUAUGUAGAAGCUAAAAGUUUAGAGGGAGGAAUGAUAUUCUCAAGAUUGUCUCCAGCAUUUUAUCCAUGUAAGGGAAACCAGUGGGCACCUGAUACUCUAAAUGUGGUUUUCGUUGUUUAUUCUGCCCAGUGCCAUUCAUUUGGAACAUAAUUGCUUUCUUCAUUUAUUUUAAAAAGUUCCUUUUUAGUUAAGUGUAGACUUUGCUGUUUGUAGAUCUUUUGAGCAACACUACAUAAACUAUUUAGUUCAUUUAUCUAUAACAGUACAGUGAUUAGUAAGGUAAAAAUUAACACUUACAGACAUUAACCUAAGGAAUGUAGGGUGAGUUUGUCAAAAUAUCAAGUAGAAUUUUGUCUCUAAAGCAUAUUUAAUGUGGUAAUCUAAAGACCGCAUUAUCCAACCUAUAUUAAAAAAAUAGAUAAAACAUACAGAUUACCAGCUUUCCCUUUCUGCCCCCAUUUACUGUUAGACUUUGGGUAGCAGAUGGGUCACUCCUUUUGGACUAAAUUAUAAUUGUUAUGGUGAGUAUGUAUUUACCACAGCUUUGCCUAAUCUCAAUCAUUGUAUUUCCUUCAAUUAAAUUUUUCUAUAGCCACAUUGAGGAAUAGCACUCUGCAUGUUUGUUUUUUUAAAUUGAAGUCAUAAACCAGUAAUUAUUUGUGCUCUAACAAGGCAGGAUGAACUUGGUGAAAAUAGAACAAAAGUUUGCUAUGUAUUUAUUCAUUUUUUAAAAAUUGGACUUUCUAAGGACUACUCCAAAGAUGGGGUUGUGAUUAUAUUACAUUUUUGGUAAUUUUUUAUACCUAGCUUGUUUAAGAAGUGCUAUUUCUCAUAGGAUGUUUUUGGAAAUUUUAAGUAUAUUGCUUUAAAUCGGCAACAGUUUUCCUCCUUUGAUAUGCUAACAUUUAGUAAGCACUGGCUUUAUGGAAGCAGCCUGAUUUUUAUAAGCAUACUGCAUUUUUUAACUUAUCAGUAAUUAGCUUAAUAUAGAAAGAUAAGAAAAGCUCCAUAAUGUAUCCAUUUGGCUCAGGGAGAUGUUUUUGCUUUGCCUUUCUUAGAACUCCUUGUUGCUGAUCAAAGAGUUUGGCACCCACCUUUUUGUAAUUAAAUAUUGGAUGAUGAUUUAUCUGGUUUCAGGAAGAAGCACUAUAAAGUUAUCUAUUGAGAAAUUCUAUAGCAGCAGCUUCAGUGGGUGAAAAUGUCACAUGUGUCCCAGUACACAGAUAGCCAUCAUCACUUUUCACCUAUUUUUUCGGGUGAUAUUGAACCUUGUCUCAAAGCUUUAAGUAUGAAAAAGAUCAAAAAGAAGGGGUGUCUGUUCUUUCAAGCGAAUGAUGGACUAAGUGGUACAUAGUAGAGGGCAGCUGAGGAACAAUAUUUCUUAAAAUAGAGUGAUGAAAAAUGCAUUCUAAGACUUAGUUGUGAAGUAUUUUCACCUUGGCUAUUGUGCCUUUUUUUUUUUUUUUUAAAUUUACCCCAUGAUUACCCUUGGCUGUCUCAAUGAUCAAGGAGGGCAGGUCUGUCUAUCUGUUAUGAUUUUGAUAAGGACAGAAUUAUUUUCUUCCAUAGAAAGACAGAUCUUAUUACUUUAUCAGGGGAAUUAGUCAAAUGAAAUUGAGAUUGGCAAUUGGAGAAAAGCUAGUAAAAGAUGAUCCUAGAACAUGCUCUCAACUCCAUCUUAUAUUUGUGGAAAGAUCAUAGCUUAAAAUCUUAGGAGAUUUGGGAUAAAAGUUUUCAUGGCAAUUUAUGUAGUGUAUGGGUUUACAUAAUGGAAAUCAUCUGAUAUUAUUUCUGCAACUACUGAAUCAUUUCCCUUUUCAUUUAAACUAACAAGGAGAUUAGAGUCUGAACGGAAGCUCUCACUAUUUCCCAAGGGAUUCUGAGAAUGUUUUGUGUUCAAUAGUUGGAAAGCUCUCUACCAUUUCAGUUGAUAUGACUUCCUUUUUUUCA